AUGACAACAUCCCGGCAACCCCAUCCAAUCGACCCUGCCGCUGCCGCGCGCAACAGUGCUGCUGCCCACACCGCCGACGCCGACACCGCAGACAACCCCACUGCCCGCCGCGAGCUGCAACACCGCGAGCGCCGUGACCACCACGAGCGAGCGCACGGUCCUCACUACUACACCGUGCACGCUGGUGCCGCCGGCCCCGACAGGCCUGGUUCUCCUUCUUCAUCUUCCUCCAACCACCGAGACCUGCAUCUGAGACACGCAAAGCAGAGUCCCGACGACAGCAUUCCGCGCUAUUCGGCGUACCCGGUGGCUCAUCCUCCAUCGGCUGCUGACCGCGACUACCACACCCUUCACAGGCGCUACGCCAGCGAGGACACUCGAGCUCACUCACGCGAGCCCCUCGCCGGCCUAGCAGCCAACCCAAUACAUUCCACCAUGGACCGCGGAGGACGAGACCGUGAACGCGAGUACGAGCAGCAGCAGCCGCGCGGCGACUCGCGCAAUGAAGAGCGCUAUCCACCGCCUCCGCCGCCGCACUCGCAUCACCAUUUGCACGCUGGACGCUCAAGCUCGACGGUUGCACCAGAACCUGGGCCUUCACGCGCCCGCUACGACCACUACGACUAUGCGCCCCAUGAGCAGAGCUCCCCACCGCCAUCGUGGGCGCCAGGAAGCGGUAGCAGCAGCGGCAGCAGCAGCCGCUACCCAGGUCCGCCUCCUCUCCACCACCAACCACCACAAUACAGUUACCCCGCUUCUUACCCAUACACCUCUCAACACGCACUUCCGCCGCCUCCUCACCAUGCCGCAGCGCACACAGACGUGCCUCCAGGAUGGGGAGGGUGGGGAGGGACACCAGCAUACGCCGGUGCGCCCUAUCCCACGUCGGGCCCGCAAGCUGCGCCCCCUCCGUCGUCGCGCAUGCAUCCCACCGCACAGCCCGCGCAGCCUUCGCCCCCUCCGCCAGCGUCUCCAAGCCAGAUCCAGCAGCGUUUGCCUCCACCACCUGCAUCAGCACCGUCGCCCCCUCCGUCUGGCACCCCCACACCGGGUGGCUACUUGCCCGGAUUCCAGCCCGAUUACGAGAGGGGACGUGCAGUAGGCCAGACCCAGACACGCCGGCCCGCUGCGCCCGAUGAGUUGGGCGGCAAUGGCGGCGCUGUGGCCGUCAUGGGCUCCGAGGUCCGCCCACCGCCCACUGAAGCGUAUUUGAUUUUGCGCCCCCACAACGUGCCGCGCGUCGGGUGGCAGUCGACUGCAGAUGCCGCUCAAGCGUUCGACGCAAGUGACUGGUCGUUUGAGCUCAACGUUCUCCAGCACCCCGAGCGCGGUAAAGCAUUGGGCGUCGAAAACUUGCGCCGAGGAUGGCCGCCACUCACACCACCGCUCAUCAUCCAACUCGUCGUCAAGGACCAAGACGGCCACCCUGUCCCCACCGACAACGCAACCCUCGCUAGACGUCUUGUGCACAUGACCAUGAGCGUUGAGCUCGUUGCCCCCGAUACCAGCGAAUCGCGAGCAUUAAUGCGUGUGCGGCCCUCGAGUCUCCGCGGCAAUGCCCAGCCAUACUACCCAUCAUCGGCGCCACCACCUUAUUCUGUCCAAAAGACGCUUUUAGGAUCCUCUGUGCGCACAGCCCAGGUACUUACGCGCGACAGCCGCAAGGGUCUGUACUUUAUUUUCCAAGACAUGAUUGUCCGUCCCGAGGGACGUUAUGCGCUAGAGGGCAAGAUUCUCGAUUUGGCCGGCCCGCCUCAUGUCGGCACAUCCAUUGGAGUGACGCACCCACUCGCGCACUGCCGGACCAACCCUUUCGAUGUCAUUAUCCCGCAAGAGUACCCCGGCCCAGUGUCCAUUACGCCAUUGUCCGAGGAGUUUUUGCGCCAAGGCGAACGGCACCUCGGGCGCCGUCCGCGCAACGACGACGGCGACUCUGAUCCAGACGACAACACGACCCAGGCCGAGUAG
Molecule: messenger RNA, 1968 nt
Organism: Apiotrichum porosum
Lineage: Eukaryota; Fungi; Basidiomycota; Tremellomycetes; Trichosporonales; Trichosporonaceae
Exons: 9
Coding region: 1-1968 (655 amino acids)
Source: RefSeq, a predicted model, not a curated record